Molecule: messenger RNA, 2619 nt
Organism: Colletotrichum acutatum
Lineage: Eukaryota; Fungi; Ascomycota; Sordariomycetes; Glomerellales; Glomerellaceae
Exons: 2
Coding region: 1-2619 (872 amino acids)
Source: RefSeq, a predicted model, not a curated record
AUGGCAACUCAGACUUUAAACGCCCACGCGGGCCAUGCUCACUCGAGCUCCACCUCAUCAUAUCCCCCGCGGCCUGCCUCUCCUACAUUGACGAAUCCCGACAUGAUUCUGCCCGACUACGAUCGCUCGCCUUCUCCCGACCGAUCCCAUUCUCCAUUGACAAUGUGGAAGAAUUCGCAUGCUGUCGAUAUGAAUAUGCAGUUCCAAUUCCCUCCGAGCGCCUACAUCGCCGGCCCCAUCACUCCCACGACACCAAUAAUCUACGGGAACGGAACUAUGCUGUCCGAUAUUGGUGAAGUUACCGAGGCCGAGAGCACACCGGGUAGGAGAUCACGCCCGACUUCGGUGAUCUGGUCCAGACCCAACAAUCGAAGCGGCGACGAUUCACGGCAGCCACAAUCACCCACCAAGAUGCUUGAGAGCUUGAAGAAACGGGCGGCUCAAGCGACACGUUCGCGCCGGUCUUCCGUAGAGUCCACAAGCACAAUCACCACCACUCAAGACCAGAAUGCCAUGUUCGCCGACUUUGACGAUACCGUAAGCGUCGACGACAGCAACUUCCAGGGCGAUGACGAAGAGAGUGUGGCAGAGUCAUAUGUGGAGGAUGCAUCUGUGCAUCAAGCGCAUGCCAUACAUCAACCACCCAGGGAAUCUCUCGACGACCCCAAUAGGUACUCGACCGCACUCAUCAGCCGACGAGCAGAGCAGAUUCUGGCGAAUGCUAAGCGGAGGCUGACGACCAUGGAAGGCAACUUGUCGAGGGCACGAAGCUCUUUGAGCAUCUCAACUCCUUCAAUGUCUUCAUUCGAUGAGAACCACUCGACUCCAUCUCCCACAAUUUUGCGCCCUGCCUCAUCAGCAGCCUCGCCAACCUCUAUCCACGGGCACGCAAGGAUGUUGAGUGAUACGUCUCUCAAUUACGACACAGGUAACAACGGCGCUGUACCAAGAAGGUCCGCCAGCGCCAUGGGGGCGGCUGGGGGCUAUCGACAACCGUACUCUGUGCGUAAGAACGUUCAUGAUGCUACGUUGGAACGCCUAAACUCUGGAGGGGAAAGCCAAUCUCGAUACAAAGCGGCACAGGAAAUAGGCCUAGAACCUCUCGGCGAGGAUGAAGUCGCACAAGAGUUCCACUCAGGAAGCGAUAGCACUAAGCGUGAAAGCUUGCUGAGCCCGGCACUCAAUUCCUCGAGCCGCGAUCGGCCAUUGGUACGCUCGGCGUCGGUAGCGCAGAUGCGCGACUUGAAGGGCCAGGUACAAGACCUGAAAGGCAAGAUCUCGUCUCUGAGAGAGCAGGCGCGCGCGGACACAAUGCGAAGGCGCAGUCUCCAAAGCUUACGAACGCCAAGCCCGUUUACUCAUGCGCAGGUCGAUCAGUGGUACGCCAAAUCGCAAGAGGAGCAAUCGCCACCCUUGACUGCUACGUCGGACAAGAACCCAUGGAACGCCGACGCAGUCAGUGUCGAUGGGCUGGUCCAAGAGCGGGGGUUCCCAUCCGAUGUACUAGUCGAACUACAGGAGCCUUCGAUCGUGGAAGACAACGAGUCCGUGGCAGACGAGUACGACGCAGCCCAAGAAGCCAUCCGACUGGAAGAGAGACAAAAGGCCCUUGACGCUAUGGAGGCAAACAAGGGCCAGGAUGACGCAGUUGACGAUGACGACGACAUCUCUGACAUGCAUACUGAAGAUGGCUUCGAAGAUAGUGUGCAGGUCCAGGAGGAAGACGGAUACGACAGCGAGAGUGGUGACUCCCUUUACCACGAUACGGUCCAGACUUUUAUGUCCCACGAAGAUCGAGAAGACGCUUUCGAUUACGAACACUUCUUCCUCCACAGCGCACUAGGCAAUCUGAGCCAACAGCGUCGGGGCAGCGUCAGUUCCGAAAGCUCCGUCGAGACGACUCGCGGACCGAUGACAUCGGAUGAGUCAAUUCGACCGAGAUCGCACCAUCGAAGAGGCAGCGGCGACACUACUUCAACCAUUGAGUCUUUUGCUACGGCUCGCUCGGGGCGAGGCAGCAGAAUCAGUACAAACGACGUGAGCGAGGAUUUGAGACAUGGCAUUCUCACCCCGCCAAGCGUCAGCCCGAUCAGUGAGCACACUGAGAGCCCUCCUACUGCCAAGCGGUCAACUAUCGGUAGCACCAUGGGCGGCGAGGACGUUUUGGAGGAACUGAGAACACGCGCGCGGGCUGGCUCCACGGUCUACCGUCGACCGAUGAGCACUCAAGCAACGAUGGGUCACCGUCCGUCGACCGCUUCCUUCGACUCAACGGGUACCAACCGGAGCUUCCCGUUGGUGGGCAAGGCACGCGUUAGCGUCGGUGUCCUUACGCCCCAGGGUUCUCCCGAGCUGGAGCUGAAGACGAUUUCUGAUGCUCUCAUGAGUGAAACCGCUAGCAUUUGCGACAAAGAGAGUAUGCAUACACCUGACCAGCUCGCACCCAUGGAAGCACUGGCCAAGGAGGACCAAAUCCUUGUCGAACGCUUCGUUGCCAGCCUCGGCAGGUGCGUGCUCGCCAUGAGCGAGGCUGGCAAGGCGUCUUCGGAGAGUCGUAUGUAUAGAAGACGCAUCGAUGCAGCUCGCCGGAUCCUGGAGGGCAUGGGCGAAACAUCAUAA